AUGCCGACUAUCGGGGUAGAUAAGGAAGACCUCUUCAAGGUGCUCGGUAGAUCCUACACUACGGAAGAGUUUGAUGAGUUGUGUUUCCAAUUUGGAAUUGAGUUGGAUGAAGACACCACCGACGAUUGCCAGGGAGAUGAGAGACCACAGUUGAAGAUUGAAGUGCCAGCUAACAGAUACGACAUGUUGUGUAUCGAGGGUAUUGGCCAGGCCUUGAACGAGUUUUUGGGAAACAGCGAGCCACCCAAGUACACUUUGAAACCAGCCAAGCCGGAAAUCUCGUUAACAAUCAAGGAGUCCACCUUCCCCGUGCGUCAAUAUGCUGCGUCAGCAAUUUUGAGAAAUGUCACGUUCAAUCAAAGGGCAUACGACUCCUUUAUUGCGUUGCAGGACAAAUUGCACACCAACUUGUGCCGAAACAGAACUUUGGUCGCGAUUGGAACACACGAUCUUGACACCUUGACCCCGCCAUUCACUUACGAGGGAUUGCCACCAAAGGAGAUCAAGUUUGUCCCCUUGAACCAGACAAGGGAGUUUGUCGGUGACGAGUUGAUGGAGUUUUACGAAAAGGACAAAAACUUGUCCAAGUUUGUGCCAAUUAUCAAAGAUUCACCAGUAUACCCCGUCAUGCUCGACGCCAACAGAACAGUGGCAUCGUUGCCUCCGAUUAUCAACUCGGACCACUCCAAGAUCAGUGUGAACACCAAGAAUGUGUGGAUUGACGUUACCGGUACCGACAGAACAAAGACCGAGAUUGUCAUUAACCAAUUGGUGGCGAUGUUUUCCAGAUACAGCCAGACCCCAUUUGAAAUCGAACCAAUUGAGAUUAUUUCCGAACACAAUGGUCAAAGCCGUGUUACCCCCAACAUCACCCCCAGGGAAACCACUGCUGAAGUCUCUUAUAUCAACUCGUGUUUGGGGUUGAACUACUCGGGAGAGGACUUGUCCAAAUUGCUCAGGAAGAUGGCCUUGGACGCAUCUCCUAGCGCCGACAAGGACAUUCUCAAUGUCAAGAUCCCCAUCACCAGAUCCGACGUCUUGCACCAGUGUGAUAUCAUGGAAGACGCCGCUAUUGCCUAUGGGUACGACAAUUUGAAGAAAACCAAACCCAAUAGUGAGAGUAUGAUUGCAGCUGCAUUGCCCGUGAACAAAGUUGCCGAUAUCUUGAGGUUGGCCAGUUCACAAGCAGGGUACCUGGAGGUGAUGCCUCUCACUUUGUGCUCUCACGACGAAAACUUUGGGUGGUUGAGAGUAAAAGACGACAACACCAAAGCGGUCAAGUUGGAGAACCCCAAGACCAUAGAAUACCAAGUUGUGAGAACCACCUUGUUGCCUGGUCUCUUGAAAACGGUGAAGGAGAAUAGAAAGCACUCCUUGCCGAUUAAAGUCUUCGAGUGCGGCGAUAUCGUCUUGAAGAACGACAAGUUGGAGAGAGGUGCGUUCAACCAAAGAAACUGGGCUGCCAUUUACGUGGGAAAGGCUUCGGGAUUUGAGUAUAUCCAGGGCUUAUUGGGCAAGAUUAUGCAAACCAUGAGAACCCCCUGGCUUGAAAAGCCCUUGGAGCAGAAAAAGAGGGGUUACUGGAUUGAAGAGGAUAAAGGAACUCUCACUUUCUUCCCAGGAAGAGGAGCCAAGGUCUUUUUCAGGAGCCAGGAUAAUGCCGAAGCAUCCGUCGUUGGAAGCAUUGGAGUCUUGCAUCCAGAAGUCAUGAACAACUUUGAUAUCCCCUAUGCUGCGUCGUAUGUCGAGAUCAACGCAGAGGUCUUCUUGUAA
Messenger RNA from Lodderomyces beijingensis, 1773 nucleotides. Lineage: Eukaryota; Fungi; Ascomycota; Pichiomycetes; Serinales; Debaryomycetaceae. The record is from the annotation of a GenBank genome assembly.